Messenger RNA from Debaryomyces tyrocola, 1014 nucleotides. The record is from the annotation of a GenBank genome assembly. NCBI's taxonomy places the organism in Eukaryota, Fungi, Ascomycota, Pichiomycetes, Serinales, Debaryomycetaceae.
AUGGAAAACACUACAAUCUUUGUUUCAGGUGCCACAGGUUUCAUUGCUCUUACAUUAGUAAAGCAAUUAUUAGAAAAAGGAUAUUCUGUUAUUGGGUCAGUAAGAUCUACUGAAAAAGGAGAACACUUAAAGAGACUUUUAUCAACUGAUAAAUUCAGAUAUGAGAUUAUAGAAUUGAUUGAAAAGGAAGGGGCAUUUGACAAAGCUUUGCAAAAUCAUCCAGACGUAACAGUAUUUCUUCAUACAGCUUCUCCAUUUCACUUUAAUACUGAUAGUAUUGAGAAGGAUUUGCUUCUUCCAGCAAUUCACGGAACUGAAAAUGCGUUGAAGGCUAUUAAAUCCAAUGGACCUCAAAUUCGUAAAGUUGUUUUAACAUCAUCAUUGGCAGCAAAUUUUGAUGUUCAACAUUAUAACGAUCCUAAUAGUACAUUCAACGAAAAAACCUGGAACCCAUUGACUUAUGAUCAAUGUAAAAAUGAUCCUUUUGUCGGAUAUGUUGGUUCUAAGGCGUUAGCCGAAAAGAUAGCGUGGACGUUCAUAGAAGAGGAGAAACCUAACUUUACCAUGAAUGUUGUCAAUCCAGUUUAUGUUUUUGGACCUCAAGCUUUUGAGGAACAAGUGAGCGGACAGCUUAACACUUCUUCUGAGGUGAUUAAUUCUUUAUUAAAGCUUAGUAAGGAUGACAAAAUUCCUGAGACUAUUGGUUAUUAUAUUGACGUGAGAGAUGUCGCAAAGGCACAUAUUACAGCUUUUGAAAAUGAUAAGAUUACCAAUGAGAGGUUACUUGUAUCUGCAGGAAGUUUUGAUAACCAAGAUAUUAUUGAUAUAAUUCAUAAGAACUUUCCGCAAUUGGCAGAAAAAUUACCAAAAGGUAACACAGACGGCGGCGACACUACUAACUUAAUGAAAUUAGAUACCAAAAGAACUCGUGAAUUACUAAGAUUCGAAUACAUUAGUCUUGAGAAAAUUAUAGUUGACUCAGUCAAGCAGAUUUUAGAUGCUCAAAAGAAGUAA